CCCCCCCGUGGGGAGGACCCGGCCGGGACCCCCCUGCUCAUGGGGCCGGGCACCCAGCACCGGCCCCAAGCCCGCCCCGUCCAUCGGCGCAGCAGGAAACCGGGACGAGUCGGGACCAGCCCAGCGCAGGCACGAGCGGGACCCACGGGCACGAGCGGGACCCACGGGCACGAGCGGGACCUGCUGCCGCGCACCCAGCACCGCUGGAGGCAGAGGUGCCGGAGCAGCCAUGGAGGCGGCGGUGCCCGCGGAGGAGGCGCUGGUGCUGGUGGAAUACGGCUUCGAGUACCGAGCCAAGGACGGGACCUUGGUCUCCAUCAAACCAAACGAGCGCUAUGUCCUGCUGAAGAGAACCAACCACCACUGGUGGCACGUCAAGAGGAGCGGGGACGCGCGGCCCUUCUACAUCCCUGCCCAGUACGUGAAGGAGCUGCCCCCCAUUGCCACUCCAGCCCCGCUCGACCCAUCCCCAAAGGGAUACAGCAGGAUGGAUCCGACCAUGCUCAUCCCGCAGCAAGCACCAGCCUUCGAGUAUCGGUUCAUCGGAGCCACCGAAACGAAAGAGCCGGAGAGGGGCUGCUCUGUGCCCGGGAGGGAUCCGGUGCCCAGGACGGAUCCGGUGCCCGGGAGGGAUCCGGUGCCCAGGACGGAUCCGGUGCCCAGGACGGAUUCGCCUCCGCUUCUCAGCUCUCUUCGGGCCCCCCCACGUCUCCCGGACCCCGUUCGCCCCUCGCACUCCCUGGAUGACCUGGCCCGGGUGUCCCCAGCGCCGCGCGGUGCCCCCAGCCCCGGCUCGCACGGGGACCCCCCUGGACGCGUUCGCCCCCUCGGCAAAAGCCGCUCCGAGACCCUCUGUGCCCCCGGCAGGGACCGGGACGUGGCCGGGAGGAGCCGGGGCCCCGGCCCCGCAGCUCAGGCACAGCCGGAGCCAGAGGAGCCUCCUGCUCCCAUCUACCUCAACCUCCAGGAGCUGCGGGAAGCAGCCGGCGCCGGCUCGGGCCCGGAGGAGCCCAUCAGCUCCAGUUGGGAUUGGGAAACCCACACGGACACGGACACUGGACACUUGUUUUACUAUAACCCCGUGACGGGCGAGACCACGUGGGAUUGUCCCUUUGGGCAGGCAGAUGGAGUGAGUCCCAUGGCCUCUGCCGCCCGCUCGCCAUGCAGCCUGCGGUGUUCCGAGUGGGAGCAGCUCAUGGAUGAAGGCAGCGGACAGGCUUAUUUCUAUAAUUGGGUGACAGGUGAGACGUCGUGGGACCCCCCCGACACCGGAGGAGCGCAGGGCAUGCACCCCGGGGGGACGCGGUACGGAGCCAUGGAGCAGAGGCCACCCACUCCAGAAACAGAUUAUCCCAACCUGUCUCCAGAUGAGCUGGAGAGUUAUCCCAUGUACUGCUCGCCAGUGGGCUCCUAUGAUCAGGAGGCAGCUCUCUACACGUCCCCAAGGAGCCACGAAGAGCUGGGCUCAGCCUCAAGCUGGUUUGGGCACAGCCACCCCGAGGGGAGCAUAUUCUGCCCCGAGCACCUUGCCUCCGACACGGGGCCAUGGGGCCGCCCGGCCCGGGCCAGCAGCAGCUCCAGCCUGGACAGUGGGGUCCUCACUGCACCACCGGCACCCAGGGAGGACAAGCUGAAGAGCCUUGAAAAAGCCGGGGUGCUCAACAGGACCAGGACGAUGGACAGGGGGAAACGGAUCCGGAAGAACUGGAGCUCCUCCUGGACUGUGCUGGAGGGAGGGAUCCUCACCUUCUUCAAGGACUCCAAGCACUCAGCCGCUGGUGCCUUGCAGCGGCACCCCAGCACCCUGACCACCCCUGAGCACACCCUGGAGCUGCGCGGGGCCACCCUGGCCUGGGCCGGCAGGGACAAGUCCAGCAGGAAGCACGUUCUGGAGCUGAGGACACGGGAGGGCUCCGAGUUCCUCAUCCAGCACGACUCGGAUGGGAUCAUCGCUGCCUGGCACAAGGCGAUCGCCGACAGCAUCGGGAGGCUGGUGAGCAGGGCCCCCUGCCCCGUGGCCACGGGGAUGGGCACAGGGGCUCACGCUGCCCCUUCACAGGGCACCGACCUCUCUGGAGAUGAGGAUGCCGAGAGUGGGGCUGAGUUUGGCUCCCGGGAGAAGCUGGGAGGUGGUGAAGAGAAGAGGGCAGUGAUGGGCAAUGCCGGUGGCGAGAGCGACUCCAGCAGAGUCCGGAACAAGCUCCGCAAGUUCCUGCAGAGGCGGCCGACGCUGCAGUCCCUGCGGGAGAGGGGCUACAUCAAAGACCAGGUCUUCGGCUGCUCCCUGCAGGUGUUGUGUGAGCGGGAGCGGGGCACGGUGCCGCGCUUCGUCCUGCAGUGCAUCCAGACCGUGGAGAGGAGAGGCCUGGACAUCGAUGGGCUGUACCGCGUCAGCGGCAACCUGGCCACCAUCCAGAAACUGCGCUACAAAGUGGAGCAUGACGAGCAGCUGGACCUGGAUGACGGGCGCUGGGAGGACAUCCACGUGGUCACCGGAGCACUGAAGCUCUUCCUCCGCGAGCUGCCCGAGCCGCUCGUCCCCUUCAGCCACUUCGAGCAGUUCAUCGCUGCCAUCAAGAUGCAGGACCCGGUGCGGCGGAGCUGGUGCAUCCGUGAGCUGGUGUCCUCCCUGCCGCCUGCCCACCACGACACCAUGAGGGUCCUGUUCCAGCACCUCUGCAGGGUUAUCGAGUACAAGGAGGAGAACCGCAUGUCAGUGCAGAGCAUCGCCAUUGUCUUUGGCCCCACACUGCUGCGCCCCUCCAGCGAGGAGGGCAACAUGGCCAUGCACAUGGUGUUCCAGAACCAGGUGGUGGAGCACAUCCUCAACCAGUACAGCUACAUCUUCCCUGACGGCUAGAACGCCCUGGGGCCGCGCGGGGACAAGCCCCACAGUGGGGACAUGAAGGAGCAGCAUCUCAGGGUCACCUCGGACAUGGCAAUGGUGGGCUCCGUGAAGGGCUGUGUGGGGCCCGGCUCGCUCAGGGUGCAGCUCGAGGGAUGGCUGCUGGAGCUGAGGGCACCCGGAGCACCCCAUCCUCCUCUGCUGAACCCACAGAGGCUGAGCCCCGGGACAUGUGUGGAGUUUGGGGGUCCCUUUUGGUCAGGAGGGGACAAUGGAGUCGUGUGGCACCAGUGACAGAGACCCAGCAUCCCUGGCCAGGCAGUGCCUGUGGGUGCCAUGGCUGGAGCCAGCGUCCAGCAGGAUCCCAAUGCCAUAUUCCCAAAUAAAGAGCCAGUUCAGAGGACAA
This is a messenger RNA of Melopsittacus undulatus (budgerigar), 3251 nucleotides long. RefSeq names its product Rho GTPase activating protein 27 (gene ARHGAP27). The coding region runs from base 230 to 2860 and encodes 876 amino acids. The record is from RefSeq and is a predicted model, not a curated record. The transcript has 15 exons. Lineage: Eukaryota; Metazoa; Chordata; Aves; Psittaciformes; Psittaculidae. Gene Ontology annotation, molecular function: protein binding. Gene Ontology annotation, cellular component: cytoplasm. Gene Ontology annotation, biological process: regulation of GTPase activity; signal transduction.